CGGUGAUGAAUACUUCCGUGUCGGUUGUGUGAACGUCAAAAAAAUGGUCGCCGUGCUCCUUUAAAACGACUCUGACUGCCACUCCCUUCCCUCCCACCACCCCAGCAUGGUUCAGACAAGGAGACGCGCACGCGCUUCGGCCACGCCGGCCACUACAGCAACUACCGCCACCAGCACGAGCGUUUCUCCCUCCAUGACUGACCAGCUCUCUGUCGAGCCAGAAACGCCCCUUACUUCAGACGUCGAGUUGUUGGAAGUCCCCAAAAAACUUCUUGCGAAAACUUCUGUCAUGAACAGGAAUACAAGGAAGCGCGUCGCCGACACAGAAAUCGAAGAAAUAGAGGUUGUUGCCACCAAGCGCAGGGUCGUUUCCAAAGCAAUGUUUGUCGAAAUACCCGUCGUUAGCUCAAAAGACAAAGGCAAAGGUAAAGCACUGGAACCGCCUCAGACCGAGCACGACAACCAUCCGUUCUGUGCCUCGGAAGAUGAGCCAGAACUCAUCCAGGUGUCAGAGUCGGAGUCAAGUGGCUCUGAAUUCGAAUUGUCCGACAUCGACGACAUCUCUGUCAAUGGUCACGGAGAAAAUGACUACGUGCCAUCCUCAGACGAAGAUGAGGCUCAGAUGAUGAGCGUUGCCAUACAAUUGUCUCGUGAGACGGCUAGGGUAGAAGCCGAACGUGACACAUCUGGGGCAGGACCAUCGUCAAGACCUGCCCCUAAAAGGGCUUACAACCGUCGCCGGUCUUCAUUUAAGCGUCCCGCUACCAGGCGGAACCGACAAUCCCGGAGCUACGCAGACUCUGAAGAGGAUGAGAUUGACUCUGAAUCAGAGCUCGGCAUGGAGCUUUCAAACCAGAAUGAUACUGAGAGUGCCCCUUCCGAAUCCAAAGGUGACGACGAUGGUCUGGGCGACGAGUCGGUCGUCUACAGUUCAAUAGAAGAAGAGUUCAGAGUCACGAUGAGGAAGUUUGGCCGCAAGCUCACAUUGGCGGAAAGGUCACGCAUUCGCUUCCUCUUCCACCAUCCUGAACUGCGUAAUGUGUGGAGAAAUCUUAAAGGAGUUGCGGUUGCGGCGCCUGAGAAAGCCCCUCAACCUGCUGGAUUGAAGGUCACCUUGUUGCCUUUCCAACAAGAAAGCCUCUCUUGGAUGCGAAAACAGGAGGAAAGCGUCUGGAAGGGUGGUAUUUUGGCGGAUGAGAUGGGGAUGGGAAAGACCAUACAGAUGAUAUCCCUUUUUGUCUCUGAUCUAAAACGCCCAAAUCUCGUUAUUGCACCUACUGUUGCUCUCAUCCAAUGGCGGAACGAGAUCCAAGCCCACACGGAAAAUAUGAACGUUCUUGUGUGGCACGGCUCCUCUCGCAGUGUGAAUCACGAGGAACUCAAGAAAUAUGAUGUGGUGUUGACGACGUAUGCUAUUGCGGAGAGUUGUUUCCGGAAGCAACACAGUGGUUUCAAGCGCAAGGGAUUGAUAAUAAAAGAAAAAUCACCUCUGCACCAAAUCAACUGGAAUAGAGUUAUCCUCGACGAAGCUCACAAUAUCAAAGAACGCGCAACAAACACUGCAAAAGCGUGCUUCGAAUUGCGGAGCAACUAUAAAUGGUGCUUGUCCGGCACUCCCCUUCAAAACCGUGUCGGAGAGCUGUACAGUUUGGUUCGUUUCUUGGGAGGCGAUCCAUUUUCCUACUACUUUUGCAGGCGCUGCGACUGCCAGUCGUUGCACUGGAACUUUUCAGACAAAAAGACGUGUGACGAGUGUGGACAUGGUGCUGGGAGCCACACCUGUUUCUGGAACCAAGAAAUCUUAACACCGAUCCAGAAAUACGGCAUGGUCGGUCCAGGACAAGUGGCGUUCAGGAAACUGAGGAUUCUCCUGGAUCGACUGAUGCUCAGGCGAACAAAGAUUCAACGUGCCGAUGACCUUGGUCUCCCACCUAGAACGGUCAUCGUCAGGAGGGAUUACUUUAGCCCCGAAGAGAAGGAAUUGUAUCUUUCUCUCUUCACUGACGCGAAGCGUCAGUUCAACACUUACGUGCAUUCAGGCACGGUUCUGAACAACUACUCGAACAUCUUCAGCUUGAUUACCCGUAUGAGACAGAUGGCUUGCCAUCCGGACCUCGUGCUUCGGAGCAAGAAAAAUGGGCAUCAGUUCUUCAACACGGAGGAGCUAGGAGAAGGCACAGUCUGCCGGCUUUGCAACGACUUUGCCGAAGACGCGAUACAAGCCAAGUGUCGGCACAUUUUUGAUCGUGAGUGUAUCAAGCAGUACCUGAGCGCGAGCUGCGAUGUCUCGCCCGACUGUCCCGUCUGCCAUCUUCCUUUGACAAUAGAUCUAGAGGCUCCAGCAUUAGAACUAGGCGAGAGUGCACCGGUUGCACGCCAAGGCAUACUGGGACGUCUCGAUCUUGACACGUGGCAGUCGUCCUCGAAGAUCGAAGCCCUCAUAGAAGAACUAAGCAACCUCCGCUUGCAAGAUGCGACCACGAAGAGCAUCGUGUUUAGUCAAUUCGUAAACUUUUUAGACCUCAUCGCAUAUAGGCUUCAGAAGGCAGGAUUUCUGAUUUGUAGAUUGGAGGGAGGGAUGUCCCCACGCGCUCGAGAUGCCACAAUCCAGCACUUCAUGAACAAUGUCGAGGUCACCGUGUUCCUCGUCUCCUUGAAAGCUGGUGGUGUUGCUCUGAACUUGACAGAAGCUUCUCGGGUAUACCUCAUGGACAGCUGGUGGAAUCCGGCGGUCGAGUACCAAGCCAUGGAUCGUAUUCACCGUCUUGGCCAACAUCGUCCUGUACAAGCCAUCAAACUUGUCAUAGAAGAUAGCAUCGAAAGCCGCAUCGUCCAGCUCCAGGAGAAGAAGUCUGCCAUGGUGGAUGCGACGUUGUCCACUGAUGAAUCGGCAAUGGGUCGUUUGACUCCGGAAGAUUUGAGCUUUUUGUUCAGGCUUUGAGUCCUACAUUGCAAAAAGGCCUCUACUGUACAAUCAUAUAUAUUAUACAUACUGGACAGCAAGUGUGUAAUUUGUUUCAUGUAACAUCUCUGUUUUCAAGCUCGUGCAAUCUCAAAUGGUG
Messenger RNA from Pisolithus orientalis, 3062 nucleotides. Its product is annotated as SNF2 family N-terminal domain-containing protein. The coding region runs from base 107 to 2941 and encodes 944 amino acids. The record is from RefSeq and is a predicted model, not a curated record. The transcript has 24 exons. NCBI's taxonomy places the organism in Eukaryota, Fungi, Basidiomycota, Agaricomycetes, Boletales, Pisolithaceae. Gene Ontology annotation, molecular function: ATP binding; ATP-dependent chromatin remodeler activity; metal ion binding.